Astrephomene gubernaculifera is the source of this 432-nucleotide messenger RNA. The record is from the annotation of a GenBank genome assembly. NCBI's taxonomy places the organism in Eukaryota, Viridiplantae, Chlorophyta, Chlorophyceae, Chlamydomonadales, Astrephomenaceae.
CAGCCCUAACGGUCUGAUCAGCACCCUGGCCCUUGUCAGCAAGUUCUUUGAUGAUAAAGUCUGUAUCGAGGCCUUCCAAGGGAAGGGACUGCAGAUCAGGGCCAUAGACCAAGCCAAGUGCAGCUUCGUGGAUGCCUUCUUCCCCGCUGUCGUCGAUCCCGGACAGACGCCGAUCUUCAGCCGCUUCGACUGCGACCGCCCCUACUUCCCCAUGUGGGUCGCCCCCGCCCUGCUCGGCAAGUCCAUCCGCACCGCCCUGGAUGCCCGCCGGCGUCAGACCAGCGGCAGUGCAGCCUACCUGCUGCACCUGAGUGUGGCGGCCGCUGACCCAGAUCGCCUGGUGCUGGCGGGGGAGACGGUGGCGGUGCCGGGGCAGCGGGCUGCGGGCGUCAUCAAGAGCACGCGGCAGGACCUGGCGCUGCUGACACCCAC